Molecule: messenger RNA, 2115 nt
Organism: Caretta caretta (loggerhead turtle)
Lineage: Eukaryota; Metazoa; Chordata; Testudines; Cheloniidae
Source: RefSeq, a predicted model, not a curated record
CCACCCCCGGCCCUGGGGCUCCUGCAGGGCUCGGAUUGUUGUGGCCGGGGCCUCCCGGGACACGUGGUGUCGCAGCCGCCGCCGCUGCCGCCGGGGACGCCCCGCUCGCUGGAGGGCGGGCAGCAGCAUGGCCGCUCUGGCCGAGGCGGUGAGCAGCAGCAGCAGCAGCAGCGCGGGGGCCCCGGCGGCAGGCGGCGGCGGCAGCAGCAGCAGCAGCCGGCACGAGAAGAGCCUGGGGCUCCUCACCACCAAGUUCGUGUCGCUGCUGCAGGAGGCCAAGGACGGCGUGCUGGACCUGAAAGCGGCUGCUGAUACUCUUGCUGUGAGACAAAAAAGAAGAAUCUAUGACAUCACCAAUGUUUUGGAAGGCAUAGAUUUAAUAGAGAAAAAGUCAAAAAACAGCAUCCAAUGGAAAGGUGUAGGUGCUGGCUGCAAUACGAAAGAAGUCAUAGACAGACUGAGGUAUCUUGAAGCAGAAAUUGAAGAUUUGGAACUAAAAGAAAAAGAGCUGGAUCAGCAAAAAUUAUGGCUGCAGCAAAGCAUCAAAAAUGUUAUGGAUGACUCCACAAACAACCAAUUUUCAUAUGUCACUCAUGAAGACAUCUGUAAUUGCUUCAAUGGUGACAGAUCUGAGCAACUGUUCCAGAUUGAGGUGUCAGUAGAGGAGGUUUUGGAACAAAGUGAUACAUUAAGCAGUAAUAAGUCACCAGGACCAGAUGGUAUUCACCCAAGAGUUCUGAAGGAACUCAGAAAUGAAAUUGCAGAACUACUAACUGGAGACACACUUCUAGCAAUUCAAGCACCUUGUGGUACACAAUUAGAAGUACCUAUACCUGAAAUGGGACAAAACGGACAAAAGAAAUACCAGAUCAGUCUAAAGAGUAGUUCAGGACCUAUCCAUGUGCUGCUUAUUAAUAAAGAAUCAAGUUCCUCCACACCUGUGGUGUUUCCAGUUCCUCCACCUGAUGACCUUACACAGCCCCCAUCUCAACCUGCAACUCCACUGACUCCCCCAAAACCUACUGCAUCUACUGAGAAUCCAUCAGAGCAGCAUGACAUUAACCAGGAGCAGCAUUUACCACAUACCCCAGUUACAGAUACACCAUCAGACAACAGUAUGCAAGAGAACAAUACAACUCCAGCAACUCCUUACUCUAGCCUUCCGGACUCCUUGCUGUAUACGAGCCUUGCAACAGAUACAACACAAACUACUGCUAGCUCAAAUGACUAUCAGGCCUUGCUUCCCUUGGAUGUUAAUUGUAUUCUCAAGCCAAACUCAUUUGAUAUAGCAAAGAUGGAUGAGCCCACAGGAACUAUUAGUAGUGAUAUCAUUGACGAAUUGAUGUCUUCAGAUGUUUUUCCUCUCUUACGACUCUCUCCUACUCCUGGAGAUGACUACAACUUUAACCUGGAUGAUAAUGAAGGAGUCUGUGAUCUUUUUGAUGUGCAGAUACUAAAUUAUUAGAUUCAGUGGCAACCAGACUGUCAUAUCUACCUCUAACUUUAUAACAUUCUAGACUUCUUCAUAACCUAAGUAUUUUAAAGAAUGAAUGUAUAACCUCUUAGUUCACUGACUCUGGGAGUGUAUUUCCUUUUGCUUCCUUACCUACUUCACAAAACACCUUAAAUUCAAAACCAUAAGAAAGGGCUCUUAUCAAAGUGUUCUCUGGUAUUUUUUUACAAGUUACAUUAAUGUAACUCAGCUUUGAGAUCCCAAGUUCUCCUCUUCUCCCCUCCCAUUUUUCUUGCAGUCUUCUGGUCACUUAAAAAAAAAAAAAAAGAGAGAAAGACCCAGGCUUGUCACUUAGCAGAAUUUUCUUUCUGAAGCUUUACUGCCAAGAAGCUUUCUGUAUGUUUUUAACCUUUCACUACAAUUUUUAAAAAACGUUCACUGCCAAAUUUUGAAGUGAAGGACAUUAAAUGGGUUAUGUUAAAUUGUUUCAGUGAACCAAUUUUGUGAAGUGCCUUCUGUUUUAGCACUUUAAGUUUCUCACAUUUUAACUUCUGACAUUCCACUUUCCUAGAUUAUAGGAAAAGUCUGUUUGUAGUUUGUAUUAAAGUGUGCCAAUGCUUGUAUAUUAACAAGAUUUUUUUAAUAAAACUGUACAAACCGAG